AAAGUACGAGAAUUUCUGUGUUUUGUGUAGGAACCUCUCUGCAGCGGAGAAAGGCAGGAGGCUGAUCAAAGCAGCUAGCGAUGGGGCAGUGCAAGAGCUGCAGAUGCUGCUGGCAGCUGGGGCUGAUGUGGGUGCGACGGAUGGGAACAAGAAUACUGCGCUGCACUGGGCAGCCUGGGAGGGUCACGUGGAAGCGGCGAGCUGUCUGGUGGGGGCUGGCGCGGAGGUGGACGCCGGGAACUGGGUCCAGAACACGCCGCUGCACUGGGCUGCAUGGGGCGGCCGGCCGGCCGUGGUGCGGCUGCUGGAGGAGGCCUCUGCAGACCCCAAUGCCAGGAAUGUGGACGGGGACACGCCGCUGCACUUCGCGGCUGAGCAUGGCCGCACGGAGGAGGCGACUGCACUACUCGAUGCAGGGGCUGACAGCGGGGCCAGGAAUCACAAGGGGAAAACCCCAGUGGACCGCGCCAGGCAGUUCAACCACCAACACUGGAUAGACAGGAUAAGACGAGACUAGCAGUACAAUACACACCUCUUUAGUAAAAACAACGCUAGUCUACCAAAAUCACAACUGUAGCGACAAUGUGAGAUUCAUAUAAACUAAUGUGUGUAGCAAGAAGCGAGUUUCCUUCCAUGAAAACUCAACAAUAAUCGAAACGUAUAUCAUUAAUAAUAAACAUUUUUUAACUAAA
This is a messenger RNA of Schistocerca serialis cubense, 692 nucleotides long. RefSeq names its product ankyrin repeat and SOCS box protein 8-like. Gene Ontology annotation, molecular function: protein binding. Lineage: Eukaryota; Metazoa; Arthropoda; Insecta; Orthoptera; Acrididae. The coding region runs from base 104 to 517 and encodes 137 amino acids. The transcript has a single exon. The record is from RefSeq and is a predicted model, not a curated record.